CGUGUCACAAGCCACGGCCCUUGUUAUAGCCAUCGGACAGUAUUACAAAUGUGUGCAAUUAACAAAACCAGCAGAGCGUGGGAUUUGUCAACAGUGUGUCCUCUACCGAAUAUGAUUUCUAAGUGAUUGGAGGUCGAGGUUCAAAGCUUCUUAUAAGCAACAAAAGUGGGUGUUUCUUCCAGAAGAUGAUUGCCAUCUCUAUUUAAAGAGGCUCGCUCCAUAGAAUAUCGAGUCGUGAGGAACUGGUAUAGUGGAUACAUAUACACGCAUACACAACACACACACACACGAAUUAUGUCUGGCUCUAUCCAAUCCGGUCAUGUGGGCAAGAUCACAUACCUGCCGCUCUCAGAGAUAAAGAGACCCAUUCCACCAGUUCUAGACGAAUCAAAAAUCGUUGCCAUGGCUUCGACACUUGAAGGGAAACCUAUGGCAUCGAGCACGUGUACCUUAGAGCAAGCCGUCAAUGCCAAUGGCGAAUUACCUCCUAUCGAUGUUCUGGCAGUGAGGGAGUCAGGACGUACCUACUACUUUGCCUUUGGUGGGUGCCAUCGCUUCCAAGCGUAUGAACGCGCUGGUGGAGGUAAGGUGAAAUGUAAAGUUCUUCCAGCUACGAAAAAUCAACUCAAGUUAUACCUGGGUGGAUCUCUCGAUGCGUUUUUCCCAGAGAGCUCUCCAAGCACUAAGCCUGAUGAUUCAAACGCUUGAGCGAAGGACAGACAGGAGCGAAAAACACACAUCGUUUGAAACAUGUAUAGUGCACAUAUGUACAGUGCACACAUUUACACCCAAAGGUGUAAACGGUAUAUGUACGGGGAAGCUAUUGCUAGUUCAGACACCAGGGCGCGAUAUCACAUCUACACGUGGACUAUACGAUAAGAUACGGUACUAUAUGUACAUUGAUAACUCCAACGAACAAGGCAAAUCAGCGUGCAGGGCAGGACACUUAGAAGAACACUACGAGUCAGCACAUGAGCCUUGGUGUACUGUUUAGAAUUAAUGACACGUCCCUCCAGACCAGUUUGAGCGA
Williopsis jadinii is the source of this 1030-nucleotide messenger RNA. RefSeq names its product sulfiredoxin (gene SRX1). The transcript has a single exon. Gene Ontology annotation, cellular component: cytoplasm. NCBI's taxonomy places the organism in Eukaryota, Fungi, Ascomycota, Saccharomycetes, Phaffomycetales, Wickerhamomycetaceae. The coding region runs from base 295 to 708 and encodes 137 amino acids. Gene Ontology annotation, biological process: cellular response to oxidative stress. Gene Ontology annotation, molecular function: sulfiredoxin activity. The record is from RefSeq and is a predicted model, not a curated record.